GCCCUACUGCUUCCAUCCUCGUCCUCACCAUCACUGGAUCGAUCGAGCUCAACUAAUUAGCUACUGCUUCACCACUUCCCAGUUCCCACCGGCCAAGAGUACCCUGCUUCCCACUAGCUAGAUCUAACAAAACAAAUGGCGUCCAAGCACCUCACGGUCCUCGCCGCCUGCGCCGCCGUCCUCCUCCUGGCCCUCGCCGCGCCCUCCCUGGCCGGCGACCCCGACAUGCUCCAGGACAUCUGCGUCGCCGACUACAAAUCCCUCGACGGCCCGUUGAGGCUGAACGGGUACCCGUGCAAGAGGCCCGAGAACGUGACAACAAACGACUUCUUCUCGGCGGCGCUCUCCGUCCCCGGCAACCCGAACACCAACCCUUUCGGCUCCACCGUGACACCGGUGAACGUCGACGCGCUCCCGGGCUUAAACACGCAGGGGAUGUCCAUGUCCCGGGUGGACUACGCGCCGUGGGGCGUGAACCCGCCGCACACGCACCCGCGGGCCACGGAGCUCCUCUUCGUGCUCGAGGGCUCCCUCGACGUCGGCUUCGUCACUUCCGGCGGCCCCGGCGCAAGGCUCUUCGCGCGCACGGUGUGCAAGGGCGAGCUCUUCGUGUUCCCGCGCGGGCUCGUGCACUACCAGCGGAACAAUGGCGGCUCGCCGGCCGUGGCGUUGUCCGCGUUCAACAGCCAGUUUCCUGGCACGGUGUCCGUGGCCGAGGCGUUGUUUGCGGCGGCCCCGCCGUUGCCGACGGAUGUGCUUGCCAGGGCGCUCCAGGUUGAUGGCGGCUUGGUGGACGCCAUCAGGGCCAAGUUCCCGCACAAGUACUAGAGGCCGGACCUAGAGCCUUGCAUUCAUGGAUGCCAUUGGGUGAUCGGCUCUGCUAAUAAUCACGAGGACCCCGUAAAAGUGUGUGUGAGAGGUUUUAUUUGAUUCAUUUACUCCGGUUUGGAAGGUGCACUUUCGGUGUGUGCUGAUCUCAUUUGUUUUUAUUGCUUCGUUCUUUUGUGUGUGUCACUGUCGGUGUAUGUUUCGUAGUAAUACUACAGUACGUAUGUACGUGAAGGGCCUCAUCGGUUUCACUGCUAAUUGAUUGUUGCUUUUUCUUCAUCAUC
Messenger RNA from Brachypodium distachyon (stiff brome), 1112 nucleotides. RefSeq names its product putative germin-like protein 3-2. The transcript is spliced from 2 exons. Gene Ontology annotation, biological process: regulation of root development; plasmodesmata-mediated intercellular transport. Gene Ontology annotation, molecular function: manganese ion binding. Gene Ontology annotation, cellular component: cell wall; plasmodesma. Bases 136 to 828 code for a protein of 230 amino acids. The record is from RefSeq and is a predicted model, not a curated record. Lineage: Eukaryota; Viridiplantae; Streptophyta; Magnoliopsida; Poales; Poaceae.